Meloidogyne enterolobii is the source of this 311-nucleotide messenger RNA. Lineage: Eukaryota; Metazoa; Nematoda; Chromadorea; Rhabditida; Meloidogynidae. The record is from the annotation of a GenBank genome assembly.
UGUUUGGAUUAAGAUCGGACUGGGAAUGUCGUACGAGAAUCGAGAUCUUGAAAAAUUCCUGAUCUCUAUAACCGGGAUUUUUGAACGAGAUCUCGGUCCGGUCUCUAGUUUGGAUGUGGCUAUAAGAAAGUCUAUUACAUUUACCGAACAAAAAAGUAAAUCCCGCCUUAUUAGGACCGCCAAUAAGUAAAUAAAAGAAAACAAUUUCCUUAAUCUCUUGGCAUACUAGAGAGGAUAGAUAAAACAAUAAAAAUGUAUGACCCGUCCUGUAGGGUAGUGAUGUUCGGGAGAAGAAAAAACUCGGGAAUCGG